Scylla paramamosain (green mud crab) is the source of this 8363-nucleotide messenger RNA. Its product is annotated as F-BAR domain only protein 2-like. The record is from RefSeq and is a predicted model, not a curated record. Gene Ontology annotation, biological process: clathrin-dependent endocytosis; clathrin coat assembly. The transcript is spliced from 24 exons. Lineage: Eukaryota; Metazoa; Arthropoda; Malacostraca; Decapoda; Portunidae. Gene Ontology annotation, cellular component: cytoplasm; clathrin-coated pit; clathrin-coated vesicle. The coding region runs from base 114 to 3293 and encodes 1059 amino acids.
AUAGACAAUAAUAAGAGUAGAGGCCGUGAGGGGCAGUGCGGCGGCGCCAUAUUGCGUGUUGUUGUCAUGAUGAGGGAGUGUGGAGUUACCAACGACUAGGAUUUGUUACCGCCAUGGCUGUCGACUUUUGUGACUAUUUCUGGGGAGAAGAACACAAUGGGUGGAAUGUUUUGUAUCAAAAUAUGAAGCAGGGUCAAACUGCUAGUAAAGAGUUGGCAGAAUUUUUCAAAGAAAGAUGGUCAAUAGAUGAGACAUACUCAAAGUCACUGGUAAAAUUAGCAAACAAAGCAAAUAGCAAUACAGAGAAAGGAACCUGCGCUCCGAUAUUUGGGGUUUUACGGCAGUCAUCAGAAAAGCUUUCCACAAUUCACUCAACCACCGUCCAGCGAGUUCAGGAGUUAGUCAAGGAAGUAGUCAAGUAUAACGAUGAGCUGCACAAGAAACAUAAAGUGGUGAAAGAUGAAGAAAGCCAAACAGAGGAAAUUGUGAAAAGCAUCCAGGCAACCAGUGGUUUGGCACAAAAAGCAAAAGAAACAUAUGGCCAAAGAUGCCAGGACCUAGAGAAAGUGCGUCGAGAUGGUGCCUCUCCUAAAGAACUGGAAAAAGCUGAAGCCAAGCUGAAGAAAGCUCAUGAUGAAUACCGCAGUCUUGUGGACAAGUAUAACAACAUUCGAGAGGAAUUUGAGAAGAGGAUGACAACAUCUUGUAUGAAUUUUCAAUCUGUGGAAGAGACACAUUUAGCACAAAUGUUAAAGUUUGUGAAAACUUACAUAGGUGUGCUCCAGAGCAAUCAUGAAGCCAUGGGACAGGUUCAUCAAGAUCUUCUAAAUCAAUAUUCCAAGUAUUCUGUUGAAAAAUUGUUGGAUAUGUUUGCACUUUCAAAGCAUACUGGACUAGAAAAACCAAAUGCAAUGGUAUUUGAGGAGUCAGAAUCAAUAGGGUCAGGUGUGUCUGGGCAGCAGUCUCCAGAACCUGCCGACCAGUCCAAGGCAUCCGUGGAAGACACAGGAGGCAGUGGAGGAGGCUCAGCAGGAGGCGUCCUAGCGGGAGGUUCUGUAGUCGUCACAAAGCCUGGUCGCAGUGAGCGUGAGUGGUCUGCCCCUCCCAGCUGUGACUCAGGUGGGGGGGAAGAUAGCCAGGAUGGGGAUGUAGGUGAAAGGGACACUGAGAGCCUGCCCCCAUCUCCAGCUAAGGCUUCCCCAGCCCGUGUGACUAGUGCCCCCACCAGCCCCACGGCAACAGAUGAUUCAAGCCUGGGUCGCACUGUAUUCCGCUCAUCAAAGUUGUCGUUACCAGGAGGAACACCAGUAUUAUCUUUUGGGUUCCUGAGAAGUAGACGAGACAAGAAAAUCAAGGAGAAGAAAGUUAAGAAAAAGAAAGAUGCAGAUUCAUCAAGUAACAAAGAAGAGAAAUCUGACAAUGAAGGCAAUGAUGAUUCUGGAGCAAAGACAAGUGAUGCAGCAACAGUGCCAGUGACAUCUGCCUCUGAUAAGGGGAGCAUCAGUGGCCAGACUCUAAAUGUAGAUGAGGAAGGAUUCUCAGUACGUCCUCAGGAAUCAAAAGCAGCUGGUGAAGAUAAUAGCUUUGAUUCAUCUUCAGACACAGACUCAGAUGCAGAACCGGAGAAAAAAAUUCACGUGGAGAUCAAGCCGAUCAGUAAUGGGAAUGCCCCAAUGUCUCCCAGUGUUGAUGAGCUGCGUGCCACCAUUGAAGGAAUAUCCCUGUCUCCUGCUUCAUACCCUUCAAUAACCUCGGAAGGAAAGAGCAAGAUCAGGUACCUAACCUUACAGAAGACUAGAAGAACAUCAACAGAUACAUCAGAUUCAUUUUAUAUGAAGCGCUCCUAUAGCAUAACUCAGCCGUCAAGCAAUAAGUCUAGCUCUGUAGACCUGCUUGGUUUGAAUCUCAACUUUGGCAACAGUGAAAGCCCCAGAAAUACACCAGGGAACACUGCAGGCUGUGAAUCAUCUUUCAAUCGACCAAUAUCUCCUGUGUCUAAAGGCGUCUCAUCCCCAGCUCCCUCCAUCACCUCUGUCACCUCUCCCAUUCUAGCUCCACCCCCUCGUGCUGAUAGAUAUGCAGAACUCAGUGAUAUCCUGAAUGAAACUGAACCAGAAACUCCUCCAGCCUUGCCACCCAGGACUGGGGGAGGCUCCUCCAGUCGGGGAUCAACUCCUACGCCAACCAUGGCUAUUCCAAGACCUCCCUCACGGAAAUCCAUUGAAGACAACAGGGCAGAUGAUGAUCUUGCAGUAAUGUUUCUUGCCAAGAUUGAAAAAAGAAAAGAAAAGAAAAAAAAUCACAUGGGUCCAGCACGAGGUCGCCAGAGUCCCUCCACUGUACUACCCCGAGCUGAGUCCGUCUCCAGUCUGGAGUUCCGAACCUCAGGCAUGAUGGGCACCUCUCGUGGUCCUUCACCCCUCACCAUAGGCUUGUCUGAUACAAUACCUCUUGCUGUUGCAUUUCAAGAACUCUGCCAUGCUUACUUUAGGGGAACUGAUGAAUCUAGGUGCCAGGUAAAGGUGACGGGGGAGAUGAUGGUGUCGUUUCCUGCUGGCAUUGUUGGUGUUCUGGCCAAUAAUCCAUCACCAGCUCAGCUCUCCUUCAAGGUCAACAAUAUAGCUAAAAUCACAAAUGUGCUGCCCAACAAGCAACUAAUAACAAUGGAUGAAGAACAAUCAACUUCAGACUAUGGAAUAUUCAAUUUCAACAUGAAUGCACUUACAUCACUUCUUAGAAAACAAGCCGAAGGCAACCCUUCUGCAUCUUACUUCAAUGUUGACAUGAUCAAAUAUCAGGUGAACACACUAAAUGGAGCAACUUCUUCACCACUCCAGUUAGUUUCAUACUGGAAGUGUGAAGAUAACCACACUGACCUUCGUAUAGAUUACAAGUACAAUCCUCAUGCUAUUGCUUCCCCGUCUCCCUUGCUGAAUGUAAAUGUUAUGGUUCCCGUGGAUGGUAUUGUAAAAAACAUGCAAUCCAAACCUCAAGGUCAAUGGUUAAAAGACCAGCAAAGAGCAGUAUGGAAACUAACAGAACUGUCCCAGCACUCAACCAACAGUGGUGUUGGUUCUUUAAGGGGAAAGUUUGAGGUGGCUGCAGGUCCAUCCACACCAGCCACUGUCUCCACACAGUUCAAUUGUGAAGGCACAACAAUAUCAGGCUUGGAAUUCAAUCUUCUUGGCUCAGGGUAUCGAGUUUCACUUGUGAAGAAGAGAUUUGUUUCAGGCAAGUACAUAUGUGAUGCAGAUGCUGUGUUAAGAUUACGGUAUGGCUCAAUACCCAGCUAGUAUUAGGUAUUGUAUAUUAAUUUUCUAUACAGCCAGUGUAAAACAAUUUUUAAAAGAUAUAUAUUUAUUUAUUUUAUUAUUUUUUUUUCUUUUGCCAGAAUACAGGACCUGAACAAACUGCAUGUUCUUAGAUAAAAAUACAUACAGUGUUCACAAAAUGAAACAUAGUGUGCAACCUAUUUUCUACAUCAUACUCCUUAUUCUAUUAUACUAUCAAUUUUUGUUGAUGUUAUCUUCUAAAUUGUUUUGAAUUUAGGAAUUGUUACAAAACCUGAAACAAAAACUGUCUUGAGUCAUUUCUUUGUUGACCACUGGAAAGUGUAUUGUUCUCAGGUUUUUGAAGAUGAAAAAGUGGAGUGAAGUGGUUGUUACAAUAUUUAUAGUUUAAUGUUUGAUUAAUAGUGAAGAAGAAAUGAAGAUAUCCUUCAAUUGUUGAGUAGAAAUUGUAGUUUCACUACACUUCUGACUAUACUGAACACCUCUAGUGGGACUAGAAAAAUGGAUCUAGAGGCACUGCCAGUAUUUUGGCUGUUGAACUUUUGGUAGCAGCAAAAAAAUAACAUAUAUGAUUCAUAUGUGUGAAUAUAUAUAUAUAUAUAUAUAUAUAUAUAUAUAUAUAUAUAUAUAUAUAUAUAUAUAUAUAUAUAUAUAUACACACACACAUUAUAUUAUAUUUUCCUUUCAUAGAGAGGACUAAGAUUCCAAAGAUAUUUUAAUUUACAUGUCUGUUGACGAAUUUCAUUAUCAUGCAUUGUAUUUAUAAGUCUUAAUAUUUAUUGAUUUUGUUUUCAUUCAAGUAUAUUUUUAUUAAGUGAUGUUUUUUUCCUAAUUUGAAUGCAAAAAACAACAUUAAUGAUUUUUCAUUGAUGACCUAUAUAAUUACUUUGUUAGGAAUAAUAUAAAACAAUUGAUUUCUUAGUCUGUUUACUGUGAUUUUUUCAGAUUACCUUCCAGUGGUAUCAUAGUAUGCUCAGUAUUUCAUUGUUGAUUUACAUAUGCCAUGGAAUCCACAAUUCUAUAGCUAGGGCCAAAUAUGUUCCAUGAAAUUAUAUAUAUAUAUAUAUAUAUAUAUAUAUAUAUAUAUAUAUAUAUAUAUAUAUAUAUAUAUAUAUAUAUAUAUAUAUGUCAGUAAAUAAUGGUGUAACACGUUCACAGUCCACUACAGCUCAUUUUAUUCUUUGAGGGCAAGACGCGUGUCUUUGUUAUGGUGCAGAUUUCUAUUUCUAAUAUAAAGCAAGGAGUUGACUACAAGUAGUUUAGUUUGAAAAAAGAAGCAGCUGCUCGGCUAUUAUAAGGAGGUGCCUUUUGUAAGGUGUAAUAAUAUCAAGACAUUGUGAAGGCACUCAGGGUAUGCAUUUGAUGCAGUGAUGGUGCCAGAUUGGAAGGCAAAGGACAUGCAAGGUUGCCAUUUUGUGUAGUAAUUAAUAUUUUUCUUAUUAUCAUUAUUAUUGUUAUUAUUAUUUAUUUUAUUUAUUUAUUUUUUUUUUAUUAUUAUGUUUCUCACUGAAAUACUGUAUAUGUGAACAUGAAUUGUAUCCUACUUAGUUUAUAUGAAUGCUUACACGGGUCGACCAUCACUAAUCUGGCAAUCACAAAUCAGGCUCCAUCACUUAUCCAGCCUUAAUUUUGGCUAGUGUAAUUUCAAAUUUCCUGGAUUGCCACACCAACCUGCUACCACUUGUGCUUGUUAGAAAAAUGCUAAAAUACAUUAUUAUUAUUAUUAUUAUUAUUAUUAUUAUUAUUAUUAUUAUUAUUAUUAUUAUUAUUAUUAUUAUUAUUAUUAUUAUUUUUACAAUUUUUUUUUAUACAGAGUUAGAAAAAAAAUUGAGGAAGCAGUGAAAUGGUGGAACAAAAACAAUACAAGAAUAACAGAAGUAUUAUAAAACAAAACAGGUCACAAGAAGAAACUACUUGCAGUAUAAACAGCUGGCAUCAUUUCCAUAUACAGAGAAGCCAUUCCAAUUAAUUUUUUUGCAUCUGUUAUUAAACCUGCUCAGUUUUAGCUCCAGCCAUGACCCCAGUGGACAAAGGAAAUGCUUCUCAUCGUAUAAAGCAUAAACACUGUGCAUUAUUUAUAAAAGGUAUGCUUGAACUUCAGAAAAAAACUUGACAGCAGUGUGUUUGUUUGAAGCUUGUGUGAAUUAUACAGCAUUGGGUCUUUGACAGUUUAUGACAUAAAGAAACAGAAAGAAGAAUGGGUCAGUUUCUUUUGCUAAUAGUAUUGGCUGCUCCAAUACUGUCAGUAUCGGUACAGCUGAUACUGUUAAUAAAAGAAACUGACCCAUUUUUCUUUGUUUCUUUUUCAGAAGUUCAACCAUAUCUUUUAUGGAUAAUGUACAGUGUUUGUGCUUUAUGCAAAAAAGAAGCAUUUCCUUUAUUCACUAGAGCCAUGGCUGGAGCUAAAACUGAUCAGGUUUAAUAAUAAAUGAAGGAAAACAAACUGGAAUAGCUUCCCUGUUUUUGGAAGUGAUGCCAGCUGUUUAUAUAACUUAUUUUUUUUGUGACCUGUUUCAUUUUGAAGUGGUUCUUAGGUCAUCCACUCCCUGCUUCCGUUAUUCUUGUACUGCUUCUGUAUAGGCAGAAAAAGUGUUAUUGGUAUGGCCCCACUCAUUAAUCAACUUGUAAUGACUGAUGGGGUAUUUCAAAGGUAGGAUGAGGUGAUUAACUGUUGCGUUAAGUGUAUUCUUAACUAACCUCUUUGUAAUUUGGCAAAAUCUCUAAUUCGGCACCCUACAAGUCCCAGUUAUGCUGGAUUAAUGAUGGGCGACUUGUAUGUCUUAGAAUGGUAUGAAAUAUACUUAUCAUCAUUCACUUAGUAUAAACCAUGAAUUUGUGACAGAUGACUUUAUGAUUUUUUGGAAUAUGAAUAAUAUAUUAGUACAUAUUUUAUUACAUUAUAGCUAUUAAUGUAUAUUUUGUAUUUAUAAUUUAAGAUUUAUGAGUCUGUAAUUUAAUUCCAUCACAUACAUGAAAGACCUUCUCCUAACAAUACAUUAAAAACAUUCCUGGACGAAUUUUUGCUUUGUAGUAAAGUAAAAAAUGUCAUGUCAAAGUUCAAAAUGAAAUAUGUAUUUGUAAGACUUGCAGUUUUACUUUUUGUUUAGUACCAAAUAAUCUCUGGAUGAUUAUUACACUUGGUUGUUACUUUGUCCCUCAAAAGUUUCUUCUUAUCUCUUGCUUCCUUCAUUAUUUUGUGUUUAUUUUUAGAAAAAUUAUCUAUGAGAAUAUACAUAUCAUAAUUUGCAAUAUAAAAGAUGCUUUGGCUCACAGGAUGAACCUAAUUUCAGCAUAUAAUGCUUCAACAAAAUUUAAGUUUUGUAGUUUUUGAAUUGAAACAUAGCAGCCUGAGAUUGUAAGAUGACAAAGAUGUGCAAGAGAGGUACAGAAUGUGAGUGUGGAAGGAGUACUCAGAAAUGGCAAGAUUGACUGUUGGAGUAUUUGGGGUAAUAGGAGUUGGGGUUUAGGGAAAGGAACUAGAACAAAGAAGGAUGAGCGAGUGGACAAGAACAACAGGAGGAUCUUCUGUUUUGGUCACUUUAUCACUACUUUCUGGGAUAGGCAUCAAAAUUCAUUAUAGUAGAUGAAAUGUAGACCAUACUUUGUCUCAAUGAAAACAGAUUAAAUGAAGAGGAAUGAUUUGAAUCUAAACAUGAAAAUAUUCAAGGUGCAAAAUCAGUUAUAAAAUACAAAAACAUUAAAGGUCUAGUUUCUUGUUAAUUGCUGAUCAUAGUGCAAGCCUCAGUCUUUGGUGGUGAAAAACUAAUGUUUGAAGAAAUGGAAAAUUCUGUAAAUGAAGAGGUAGGAAUUAUGAUGUGCAGAAAUUGUAAGAUUAAUUUUAGAGUUGCAUAUAAAUAUCCUUUCCAUCUAUAUAGUACUAGAUUGAUGUUCCUGCAAAGUGGAGAAGCUGAGACAAGAUACUUGCACACACACACACACACACACACACACACACACACACACACACACACACACACACACACACACACACACACACACACACACACACACACACACACACACACUGAGACUAAAUAAAAAUCCAUCUUUCUCCUUGGCUCAACACAGAACUGGUUUGUCCCUGUUCCACAUCCAAUUUGAUACACUGAUCAGACCAGAUGUAAGUGAACUUCCCUGUUUAUAGGUGGAUGAAUGCAUACCUGUAUGUGUGUGUGCAUUUUGUUUUUGCUGCCCACUUUGCUGAGACAUCAGCCUGUUAAGAUAGGUCUGAUUAUUUGAUGUUUUGAAUCUACAUACAUAACCCUAAAACUUGAGGUAUGAAUUAAAAGGUUAUUCAGAAUGCCUCCAAUGACCUCCAGUUACCAAGAGAAAGAUUGAUGAAAUUCAGAACAAUUAUUAUGUUAAAAUUUUCUGCUCAUUCCAUAAAUAGUUGUUAAGUAUACAUGUAAGUUAUCUUAGAUGGUGCUAUUGUUAUUCUGAAUCAGCAUUCUGGAUUCAGUGGUUAUAUUUUUCUUUGAUUUACCUGUAUGUUUGUCCCUACUAGCAGAACUACACUGCUAAGUUCCUGUUCUGUGUGUUUAAGCAUUUAUUCUGAUAUUCUGUUACACACAUACACACACACACACACAUGCACACACACACACACACGCACACACACACACACACGCAUAGAUAUGGAACAAGUAAGAAGUUGAAUCAUGUUUAUUUUUAGGUCUGAAGUGGCCAUUCCUUUGUAACAGUAUAGCGUUUAUGGUGUAAGAAAAUAGCCAUGUUGAAUUUGCCUGAGAGUAUUUUGUAGUUAUAACAUUAGCAAUUAAUGUGGCCACGAAGAUCCAGGAGAUUGAUAUCUACAGGAAGUUACUUACUAGCAAACCAGGAAGACAAAUUGCCCAAGCAGAGGUGGCAAGAGUCAUGAUGUUCUAUGCUUCCAGACACAUUUCCUGCCAUGCUUCCGGUACAGGUAGUCACAAUCAGUUUUACAAUUUUAUAGGAAGCUCAAGAUGAAACAUUUGGUCACUCACUGUUUUCAUCCUCUGUAUGACUUGUCAGCUGCUUAUAAUUGUGGAAGGAUUGAAUGUCUUUUUGAUAAUUAGUAUAAUAAAGAGUUAUAUA